UUAACAACUGCCAAACUUCUUCAAGCUGAGAGCACCAUCUUGCUAGUGAGCACGUUCCUGGUGCCAAUGGAGGCUCUUAUCUCUGCAGUUCUUGGUGAUAUUAUCAGCAGAGCCAUAUCAAUCAUGGUGGAGAAGUCCCACCGGCAGACAACUGCUGAGGAGGAUCUGCAGAGGCUGCACCAACUACUUCUGAGGAUAUCUACAGUCGUCGAGGAGGUUGAGGGGCGGUGCAUCUCAAACAGAGGGAUGAUCCGUCAGAUUAGCAUCAUGAUAAAGCAAAUGUUCAGAGGCUACUACCUUCUCGACUCUUUCAAGUGCAUACAUAAGAAGACCAAUGAUGAGGAGGUGAGUCACUCCACAUUUGAUCCAUCAAAAUUUAAUCCCGCUAAGCGCUUUCGCCUCCUUUCUAGUAGCCCUCAAAUUGAGAGCAUAGUAAUUGGUAGAGACAACAGUAAGGAUUUAAAGCAAAUUAUUCUUGUCCUAGAGAAUAUGGUUGCUGAUAUGAAGGAGUUUGCUAUAUUUCUGAUGAGCUACCCUCGGAUGUACCGCCAACCUUAUGGUGCAUAUUUGUAUUUAGACAAGUAUAUGUUUGGUCGGCAAAUGGAGAGGGAACAAGCCAUUAGCUUCUUGCUACAAGCUGAGCCUCUAGGAGGUGAAAAUUUGGGUGUCCUACCAAUUGUUGGUCCUGGACUAAUUGGGAAGAGCACUCUUGUGGAACAUGUCUGCGACGAUGAGCGUGUGCGCAAUCACUUCUCCUUGAUCUUGCGCUACGAAGGAAAUGACCUUAAGAGUGAAACAGAAACAACUUUUAGAGAUCAUUGUGUGAUCAAAUAUCAAAAUAGUGCUUCUGGUGAAGAAAGGUCGUUGGUUGUCAUCGAGUUGUUAGGGGACGUGGACGAAGGGGCGUGGAAGAGAUUGUUGCAGACUUAUGAAAGAUGUAUGGCAUAUGGGAGCAAAAUCAUAAUCACUAGCCGUUCACAAAACAUGGCUAGUGUUGGAACAACAGAAGCCAUCGUGCUAAGAUGUUUGUCUAAAGAAGCUUACUGGUAUUUCCUCAAGAUGCUUUUGUUUGGUAGCACGGAUCCGGAGGAGCACCCGAAGUUAACAUCCAUAGCCAUGGAGCUGGCCCUUGAGAUGUGUGGAUCUUUUAUAUUCGCAUAUAGUGUUGCCACCUCACUUAGAGCAAAUACAAGUGUUCGAUUCUGGUGCAGGGUUCUCAGAAUGGCUAGGGAAUUCACGCAGAAGAAUAACUUCGUGCCCGGUGAAUAUAAUGAGGAUCGUAUGUCUCGGUACGCUUGGAGAAUUGCUGAAACACCACGAGGUUCCGAUGAUCAUACGGUAUUUCUAUUACAUCAUAGCCACCAAAAAGGGCCUGCUGCUCACGACGAAGUUCCAAGGAUAACGAUGGUGGAUCUUAUAUUCGGGGCAUGGAGGGCUAUCCCGCAGGGAAAAUUUGAAGUCUUGCAAUGGAGAUCCCUCAUACCACCGUACUAUAGCUACGUGUGUUCUUGUGAGAUUGUGCAGCACAAAGAACACCUGGACAUAGAGCCGUAGAGGUUUUUGGUUCGAGUUGGUCCAGUUGUAAUAGACCCAUGGAUCUUGUAUAUUGUAAAUGUCAUUCAGUCAGUCA
Lolium rigidum is the source of this 1630-nucleotide messenger RNA. RefSeq names its product disease resistance protein RGA2-like. The transcript has a single exon. Lineage: Eukaryota; Viridiplantae; Streptophyta; Magnoliopsida; Poales; Poaceae. Gene Ontology annotation, molecular function: ADP binding. The record is from RefSeq and is a predicted model, not a curated record. The coding region runs from base 67 to 1554 and encodes 495 amino acids.